AUGUUCUACGAGUCUGUGGUAGCCAGUGCUAUCUUCUCUGCUGUUGCAUGCUGGGGCAGCAGGCUGAGGGUAGCAGACAGCAGCAAACUGAACAGACUGAUUUUGCUAAGUAAAGAAUGGAGGAAAAUACAGUGGGGUCAGAGAGAGACAAAUCUUCAGUGGGUGAGAGACUACCAGCCUCAUAAAGAAGUCCAACAUCUCAGAAUUCUGCUUCAUGGACCACCAGGUGCUGGAAAGUCCAGCUUCAUCAACUCUGUGGACAGUGUCCUAAAAGGCAGAAUUGCCUCUCGAGCUUUGGCAGAAACAAACUCUACUGUCAGCUUCACUAAAAAAUACAUAAGUUAUAAACUCCAGAAAGGUCAACCAGGAACAUUUUACCCUUUUGUCUUCACUGACACCAUGGGUCUUGAGAGGAGCACUAAUGGAGGAGCUAGAGUGGAAGAUGUCAAACUGGCCAUGAAGGGACACGUGAAAGAAGGUUACAAGUUCAGUCCCAGCUCUCCCUUGACUGAGAAAGAUGUUGACUACAACCAUUACCCAACUCUAGAUGACAAGGUUCAUGUUCUGGUUUGUGUUGUUCCUGCCAACACUCUGAACAUGAUGGAUGAUGCAUCUGUAUCAAAGAUAAGGGACAUCAGAGUAGUAGCCAGUGACAUAGGGAUUCCCCAGAUCGCUAUUCUCACCAAAAUCGAUGAAGCCUAUCCUGAAGUGAAGGAAGAUAUAAAGAAUGUCUAUAAGAGCAACAAGCUGAAAAAACAGAUGGAAAAAUUGAGUGCGUUGCUGGGUAUUCCACUGAACUGCAUCUUUCCAGUGAAGAACUACUACUCAGAAAUCGAUACAGAUGCCGACAUGGAUUCACUGAUACUGAGUGUAAUGAGGAAAAUCAUUGACUUUGGAGAAGACUUCCUGAAUGACAUUUAACCACAACUAAUUUAAGAAUGCAACAUGUUCAAAGACGAUUCAUGUUUAUGAUGAGGCAUUAAACAUUUCAGAUAUACUGUAUACAUAUAUGGUGUAUUAUGUAAGCGCAUUACGACACGAUUUUUUUUUUUACAGUGACUGAAGGAAGUACUUUCAUUGCUACUGUUGGAGAAGCUUAGAUAUAGAUUUAAAUCAUGGGAAUUUCAUAACUUGGAGUCCUUCCAGUAGCCCUCAUUAUUCCUUUUUUUAUGGUGACACAUGACUAUUAACACAGUCAUCAUCAGACUUUUAUUUACUUUAUUUUUUCUAUGAUAAGAGACAGACUUGACUUAACUAUGGGCCCUCCCUUUUGUUUUUGA
Molecule: messenger RNA, 1280 nt
Organism: Mugil cephalus (flathead mullet)
Lineage: Eukaryota; Metazoa; Chordata; Actinopteri; Mugiliformes; Mugilidae
Product: interferon-induced protein 44-like
Exons: 7
Coding region: 1-921 (306 amino acids)
Molecular function (GO): GTP binding
Source: RefSeq, a predicted model, not a curated record